AGGCUUCUUGAAUAUAUUAAAACUUCGAAUUGCAGAUUACUGUCCGAGAAGGUGAACGAAUUGCAAGAUAAAUUCCAACGAGCGAUGUUUUUGUAUUCGCAGUUGGACAAUGAAAAAUCAGCCCUUUUAUAUGAAAUUGAUCUUUUAAAAGAUGAUAUCGAAGAAAAGGAACAGCUUCUUAGUCAGAUAACACGGGAAUCUCGCGAUCUUACGAGUGAAGUCAAAUUAUUAAAGCGAACAGUGGAUGGACUGAAUGCACAACAGCUAGCACUAAAGGCAGAAAUCGCUCAACGUGAUCAGCUCAUCCAGGAGAAUGGUCUUGUUCUUGUCGACCAAAAUUCCGAAGAUAUUUUAGCCGAGAAAACAGAAAUUGAAAAAUUGCCACCUUUGGUAUUUUCUCAACAAACUAUUGCACUUGUGGAUAAAGCUAUUCCUGGUUCUUCAUCUCUGGAUGAUAAAAUAAAAAAACUCAUUGAUAUGAAUAAAAAGCUUAGACACCAGGUUGAAGAAGCAGAACAGUCACUUUACGCCCGAAGAUCAGCUCGACCCGAGUAUUCUGGUGCUUCUCACAAUGGAGGAUUGGGCGAAGAUCAACAACGUGAUGCAGCUAAGCAGUUGGCUGAAAUUAAAUUCAAACUUCAAGAAUCUGAACGUGAAAAUACCAAUUAUCAAGGAAAUAUAAUCCGUAUCGAAGGACAACUGAAAAGAUUUAAAGCAAGUGCUGAACAGGCUGAGAAGGAACUUACUGAUUUGAAAUCUCAAAAUCGUCAAUUGAAAAAAGAUUUACGCGAUCGAGAAAAUGAUCUAGAGGAAGCCAAAGAAACCAACCGACAUUUGCAAAAUCGUCUUGAAAAACUUCGAUUUUCAAGUUCGAGACGUGUACAAUAA
Molecule: messenger RNA, 888 nt
Organism: Dracunculus medinensis (Guinea worm)
Lineage: Eukaryota; Metazoa; Nematoda; Chromadorea; Rhabditida; Dracunculidae
Source: the annotation of a GenBank genome assembly